Messenger RNA from Cajanus cajan (pigeon pea), 3258 nucleotides. RefSeq names its product (+)-neomenthol dehydrogenase. The record is from RefSeq and is a predicted model, not a curated record. Gene Ontology annotation, molecular function: oxidoreductase activity, acting on the CH-OH group of donors, NAD or NADP as acceptor. Gene Ontology annotation, cellular component: membrane. NCBI's taxonomy places the organism in Eukaryota, Viridiplantae, Streptophyta, Magnoliopsida, Fabales, Fabaceae.
UCUGUUUGAUUUGUCGUGAUUGGCUGCAUCAUGGUUGACCUCUAGUAGAAAAUUCCCAACUCUACGAGUAUGAUAGUCUUAUAAUUUCAAGAAAAAUGCAAGCAAUAGGUGGAGCAUUUGCACUAACUAUAAAACCAUACCACACUCGCUGCAAACAAAAAGCUCCUAAUACAUUCGAGUGGUAUCAUCAACAUGGGAGAGGAAGCAAAAAGGUAUGCGGUAGUGACAGGAGCUAACAAGGGGAUUGGUUAUGGAAUAUGCAAGAAAUUGGCGUUGAAUGGAGUUGUGGUGAUACUAACAGCAAGAAAUGAGAAAAGGGGUUUGGAUGCGGUGGAAAGAUUGAAAGAUUUUGGCCUCUCAGAUCUUCUUGUUUUUCACCAACUUGAUGUUACUGACCCUUCCAGUGUUGCUUCUUUGGCACAAUUCAUCAAAACCCGAUUUGGAAAACUUGACAUCUUGGUGAACAAUGCAGGUGUUCCAGGAGGAAUAGUAAAUGGAGAGAAUGUUCUUAAAAAGAAAAGGGGUGAAUUAUCAGAUUGGAAUAUAAUAGUACCUCAAAGUUAUGAGUUGGCGGAAGAAUGUGUUGAAAUCAACUUCUUUGGUGCGGAGAGAGUGACUGAAGCUCUUCUACCCCUUCUUCAACUAUCAACUUCACCCAGGAUUGUCAAUGUUUCCUCUAGAAGAGGAGUGUUGAAGAAUAUACCAAAUGAGUGGGCAAGAGGAGUGAUGAGUGACAUUGAAAACCUUACAAACGAAAAGCUUCAUGGGGUGCUUAGGGAGUUUCUGAAAGAUUACAAAGAAGGGUCAUUGGAAUCCAAGAACUGGCCACCUGUUCUAUCUGGUUACACCAUGUCAAAAAAUGCCUUAAAUGCCUACACAAGAAUGCUGGCUAACAAGUUCCCUCGUUUUCGCAUCAAUUGUUUGUGCCCUGACUUUGUCAAGACUGAUCUGAACCAGAAUGUAGGGUUUCUAACCAUUGAUGAAGGUGCUGAGUGUCCUGCCACCCUUGCAUUGUUGCCUGAUAAUGGUCCUUCUGGUCUCUUUUUCUUAAGGGAUCAAGUUCUUUCCUUUUACUCCGUUACUUUUAAAGUUCAUCCCUCCCUUUUCAUCUUCUUCUCCCUCCCCACCCGCGCGCCCCUCUCCUUUCUUCUUCUCCCUCUCCCCACGCCGCGCCUCCCUCCCCGUGACUUUUUAAGUUCAUCCCUCCCUGUUCAUCUUCUUCUCCCUCCCCACGCUGCACCACCACCUCCCUCACCCACCCGCGUCGCCCCUCUACUUUCUUCUUCUGCCUGUCCCGCUCUUCUUCUCCCUCUCGUGGCCGCGCUCGCCCUCUCGCCUGAUCCCUCAAGUUCAGAUCUUCCAGCGGCAGUUUUCAUGGCCUCACUUUCUUCAAUGUACUAUGUAUUGAUCGAACCACAACACAAGCUUCAUGUUAACAUAGCUAUAGUGACUCACAUGAAUGUUGUUAAAUUGGUUUGUAGGUACGCUGUUGUGACUGGAGCAAAUAAAGGGAUUGGAUUUGCAAUAUGCAAGCAAUUGGCUUCAAAUGGCAUCACUGUGGUGCUGACAGCCAGAGAUGAGACGAGGGGUCUUGAAGCUGUUGAGAAACUCAAAGAACUUGGUCUCAAUGGCCAUGUGCUUUUUCAUCAACUUGAUGUUGCAGAUCCUGCAAGUAUAGGAUCACUUGCAGAUUUCAUCAGGAACCAAUUUGGAAAGCUAGAUAUUUUGGUAAACAAUGCUGGAAUUCCUGGAGCACAUGUGAACGGUGAGGCUUUGGUUGCUGCUGAUAUAGUGAAACAUGCUGGCCGUGUUGAUUGGAGUAAAAUAGUAACUAAUAGCUACGAAUUAACAGAAGCAGCUCUUAAAACAAACUACUAUGGAGCCAAGGAACUGACCACAACACUUAUUCCCCUUCUCCAGCUCUCAAGCUCCCCAAAAAUUGUCAAUGUUUCAUCAUCCAUGGGAAGACUAGAGAAUAUACCAAAUGGUUGGCCUAAAGAAGCACUGAGUGAUGUUGAAAACCUUACAGAAGAAAAGAUUGAUGAGAUUUUGAAUGAAUUUCUAAAGGACUUUAAAGAGGGUUCACUAGAAACCAAAGGUUGGCCCCUUGCUAUGCCUGCAUAUAGUGUCUCAAAAGCUGCUCUGAAUGCCUACACAAGGGUUCUGGCCAAGAAGCACCCCUCAUUCUGCAUCAAUGCUCUUUGUCCUGGCUAUGUGAAAACAGACAUAAACUACAACGCUGGUAUUCUAACACCUGAUGAAGGUGCUGAAGCUGCUGUGAGAUUGGCACUGCUACCUCAUGGUGCUCCUUCUGGCCUCUUCUUCUUUCGAACCGAAGAAAAAUGCAUUAACAAAACUAUAGUGAUUCAUAUCAAUGUUGUUUGUAGGUACGCUGUUGUGACUGGAGCAAAUAAAGGGAUUGGAUUUGCAAUAUGCAAGCAAUUGGCUUCAAAUGGGAUCACUGUGGUGCUGACAGCCAGAGAUGAGAAGAGGGGUCUUGAAGCUGUUGAGAAACUCAAAGAACUUGGUCUCAAUGGCCAUGUACUUUAUCAUCAACUUGAUGUUGCAGAUCCUGCAAGUAUAGGAUCACUUGCAGAUUUCAUCAGGAACCAAUUUGGAAAACUAGAUAUUUUGGUAAACAAUGCUGCAAUUCCUGGAGCACAUGUGAACGGUGAGGCUUUGGUUGCUGCUGAUAUAAUGAAACAUGCUGGCCCUGUUGAUUGGAGUAAAAUAGUAAUUAAUAGCUACGAAUUAACAGAAGCAGCUCUUAAAACAAACUACUAUGGAGCCAAGGAACUGACCACAACACUUAUUCCCCUUCUCCAGCUCUCAAGCUCCCCAAAAAUUGUCAAUGUUUCAGCAUCCAUGGGAAGACUAGAGAAUAUACCAAAUGGAUGGCCUAAAGAAGCACUGAGUGAUGUUGAAAACCUUACAGAAGAAAAAAUUGAUGAGAUUUUGAAUGAAUUUCUAAAGGACUUUAAAGAGGGUUCACUAGAAACCAAAGGUUGGCCCCUUGCUAUUCCUGCAUAUAGUGUCUCAAAAGCUGCUCUGAAUGCCUACACAAGGGUUCUGGCCAAGAAGCACCCCUCAUUCUGCAUCAAUGCUCUUUGUCCUGGCUAUGUGAAAACAGACUUAAACUACAACGCUGGUAUUCUAACACCUGAUGAAGGUGCUGAAGCUGCUGUGAGAUUGGCACUGCUACCUCAUGGUGCUCCUUCUGGCCUCUUCUUCUUUCGAACCGAAGAAAAACCAUUCUGA